UCCGUCGCCCACUUCCAUGAUUGGCCGCCGAGUCAACGAAGGCUUCGAUAUUCGAAAUUUAAUUUUAGAAAGUACUGUUGUGAUCGUUUGAACAGUGUUCUCAGCCAGAAUGUCUUCGUUCUAAGGCCAAAAUGUCGCAAGUAGUACUACAGUUUCUGGCCGUGGUCGGAGUGGCUUCGGCCCAGAUAAUUUUUGACGGGGUGAAAUGCGGUGAUUACAAGUGCAAUUUCGAUCAGUAUUGCUCCGCUAAUACAAAUCAAUGUGCGUCCUGCAACACAGCAUGCAAUCAAUCUCAUCACAACUACGAGGCUGGACUUUGUGCGGAGAAAUGUCAAGGAUAUCUUCUAGACUUGAGAUAUGUUCGUAAUGAUGGAAACACUGCAUCGCCGGCGGGCAAUGAUUAUAACAGUAUCCGGCGUCAGGCGCAGGCGGCAUUAAUCAUUAGUGUGGUAUCACUGGCUGUACUCGUUCUCAUCCUCAUCAUCAUCUGUCGGGGCAAGUUUACAUGGAGUUACCUGAAGCAGAAAUUUCAACCAAAAAAAAAUCGGGUAAAUAUCCAUGCAAAUGCCGGGAUAACACAUUGUAACCCUCAUGCGCAAAUGGCAACAGCGACCAAACCAGAUUUAAAGUUGGAGAUGCGAAACGCUAUACCUCGGACUCAGCCCCUCAAUGUGAGAGAUUUGGAUGCUAGAACACAAACAGAAAAGAGCCAAGGUGCAACAACUCCAAAGACAGUUAGCACAUCCUUGAAUAACAGACAUCCAGCUGAAGAUACCACUUUAGAUUUCUCAUACGACAAUCGAGCAUUAAACGUAUUGCCGUCUGAAGAAAGCGGCGAAAAUAGAUUCUGAACGAAAUAUACCGAACUGGAAUAACAACCACCUUGAUCAUUGAAUGAAAAUCCUUUGAGAAAUGAAUAGUUUAUAUGUAUUAUAUUAAAGGCCUGCGCAAACGGGAAACACUUUGUCACAUAGUUGGGGCAAAUUUUUCGGAUUUUUGUAUAUGCUCUGUAGUUGCACGUAAACGUUUCCAUUUUGUGUCAUGUGUAUCUGUCUGUAUAAAACACCUAUAACUCUCUGAUAAUGUAUCACGAUUUUUUUCAGUUAAAGCGCAAAAUACAAAACAAAAACAUAAACAUAAAAUAUACAUUAUCUUCCUAUUUAUUAGUUUAGAUUAUAACCUAUCAAUAUUUACGUCGAGCCAUGUCAGGUCUUACAUAGAGAGCUUAAACUUAGGUCGGUUUCUCACUGAUCGUCAUUUAUAUUAUAUUGAAAUUAAACACCUAUUAUUACUUAGACACUGUUAAACACAUUAUUUACAGCACGUAUUCAUUAGACGACCCGAAGCGACAGCGGUACAAUGUAUCUCCGAGACGAAGAUAUUUGCGUUGCGAUAAUUAUUGUGUUUCUCAUGGACAUCAUACAACUGUUUUUAGAAUAUAUUAGAGAUGAUAUUCUGUUACUCGAACCUAUUUUGUAACUCGUUUAAAUACAUAAAACAUGCAAUUUUAUGUAAUAAUUGAAAUAGAUAUUAUGUUCUAGUAAUAACGCGUAGUCUUACCAAGCGAUCUUAUUUUACGGAUAAAUAUGAUUUAUUGUCCGCUAAAUAAGACCGCUUGGAUUGAGUCAAAUUCAGUAAAUAAUCUAGUAAUAUACUCGUA
Messenger RNA from Achroia grisella, 1660 nucleotides. RefSeq names its product protein grindelwald (gene grnd). The record is from RefSeq and is a predicted model, not a curated record. Bases 132 to 851 code for a protein of 239 amino acids. NCBI's taxonomy places the organism in Eukaryota, Metazoa, Arthropoda, Insecta, Lepidoptera, Pyralidae. The transcript is spliced from 5 exons.